AUGUGUAACCCAAACAUUACUACCACCAUCAUCACCACCACCACCACCGCCGAGUCUGUGAUUGAAAAACCAGCACAACCAACCAAAACCCAACUGUAUUGGGCUAUCGUAUCUCUGCGCAACACCCUGAAAGAAGCAAAACCAAAAAACCCAGAAAAGAAAACACAGUCAUUCACAUACCCAACAAUCCCAGAUAUAAUUGAAGAAACGAAAUCCCUCCUCAGGCUCUCCUUCCCCAUCGUUCUCACUGCUCUCCUCGUCUACUCACGUUCUAUCAUUUCCAUGCUCUUUCUGGGCCAUCUGGGCGACAUGGAGCUAGCUGCGGGCUCUCUAGCAAUCGCCUUCGCUAACAUCACUGGUUACUCUGUCCUCUCUGGCCUCGCCUUAGGCAUGGAACCUCUCUGUUCGCAAGCCUUCGGUGCCCAACGCCCAAAGCUCCUUUCUCUUACCCUCCACCGCUCUGUGAUCUUCCUUCUAUUCUCUUCGAUACCCCUCUCUCUCCUCUGGCUUAACAUGUCCAAGAUUCUCCUCUGCUUACGCCAAGACCCCAACAUCACACGUAUUGCUCACACAUACCUCCUUUGCUCUCUCCCGGACCUCCUCACUAACUCCUUCGUUCACCCAAUCCGCAUUUAUCUUCGAGCCCAAGGAAUCACCCACCCGCUCACGUUAGCAUCAUGCGCCAGCGCUAUCCUUCACGUACCCGCUAACCUUCUCCUCGUCUCCCACCUCCGACUCGGCGUCGCCGGUGUUGCCGCGGCUUCCGCCGCCUCCAACUUCUUCGCGCUGUUGUUCCUCGUCUCCUACGUGUGGGCUGCUGGGUUGCACGUGCCAACGUGGGAGACUCCAAGCCGGGAGUGCUUGACUGGAUGGGAGCCAUUACUCCGUCUGGCCGCGCCGAGCUGCGUAUCCGUGUGCUUAGAGUGGUGGUGGUACGAGAUCAUGAUCGUGUUGUGCGGUCUUCUCACGAACCCGGAAGCGACGGUGGCUUCUAUGGGGGUUCUCAUCCAGACAACGGCACUGCUUUACGUGUUCCCAUCCUCAUUAGGCUUUGCCGUGUCGACACGUGUAGGGAACGAGCUGGGUGCCAACCGUCCAGGGAAGGCGAGGGCAUCAGCGGUGGUUGCCGUGUUAUUGGCGGCAAUGAUGGGGUUGUCAGCUAUGGUGUUUGCGUCUGGGAUGAGGGAUAGGUGGGGCCGGAUGUUUACUACGGAUGCCGAGAUCCUACGGCUCACGUCUGCUGCGCUGCCGAUCCUAGGGUUAUGCGAGCUUGGGAACUGUCCACAGACGGUAGGGUGUGGGGUACUAAGAGGGAGUGCUCGACCCAGCACGGCGGCUAACAUCAACCUCGGCGCAUUUUAUUUGGUUGGAAUGCCCGUGGCAGUUGGGCUUGGGCUUUGGCUUGGGGUUGGGUUUUGUGGGCUUUGGUUCGCUUUGCUUUCGGCUCAGGUUUGCUGUGCUGGGCUCAUGUUGUACAUUGUGGGGACCACCGAUUGGGAUGCUCAAGCACGACGAGCUCAGUUACUAACCUGCGGAGAAGGAUCCGUUGAAACUGAACUACGAGGCAGCGAAGACGAGCCCUUGAUCUCAAUCAAAAUCGCUCCAAUCUGAAAAUUAUUUCUCUUCUUAAAAAAAAAUUUAAAAAUUUUUAAAAAUCAUAUAUAAGAGGGUCAAGCAUGUGUAAUUACAUGUUUUUCUAUCUCCUUUUUU
This is a messenger RNA of Telopea speciosissima, 1710 nucleotides long. Its product is annotated as protein DETOXIFICATION 52-like. The record is from RefSeq and is a predicted model, not a curated record. Gene Ontology annotation, molecular function: xenobiotic transmembrane transporter activity; antiporter activity. The transcript has a single exon. Bases 1 to 1611 code for a protein of 536 amino acids. Lineage: Eukaryota; Viridiplantae; Streptophyta; Magnoliopsida; Proteales; Proteaceae. Gene Ontology annotation, biological process: xenobiotic detoxification by transmembrane export across the plasma membrane. Gene Ontology annotation, cellular component: membrane.